CCAGCCCAAACCUCGCAGGCACCACCUCUCUCCGGCCGGAGUCCGGCUCCCCCCGUCUCCCUCCGUUGCCGACGAUUCGCCGGCCGUCUCACCCAGCCACCAACGCACCUCUCAAUGCCAUAUUGCCAUGGAAGGUCUUAGGCCGAAGAAACCACCAAGGCGGCUAACCACGACAUGCCCUCGUAGAUGGCGGCAGCCGGCGCCGGAGUUCUCUUCAGAUCCGAAUACGCAUGGAGCGAUUAAACCAUUAUUAAUCUACCUCACCUCAUUGCUUCAACAUCAACAGGACAACAGACCAGGCAUGCCCAGCUAAUCAACUGUUCUCGUAUAUUUCUUCUUGCCUCGGCCCUGCUAAGCCGUAUGCAUGACGACCCCUGUGUCUCUUCUCGAUGAUGAGCAUGAGCUUCGAGUUGGAGUUGGUAUCUCGCACCCUGAAACAACCGAGGCUGCCUCGAAUCUUCACAAGGGGUUCUUGCCUGCUCUGCCCAACUGUCAACAUUCACAUGCUUCUAAAACAAAUUCUGCCUCUAGAGUUGGAGAGCUUAUACUACCCAAUGGGGAUAUUUAUCGUGGCAUAUUACUAGGCAACACGCCACAUGGCUCAGGCUGUUAUAUCUGGGCCGAUGGUUGCGUUUAUGAGGGUGAGUGGAGGGGAGGCCUUAGGCAUGGGCAAGGAAAGACGCUAUGGCCGACAGGGGCCAGCUAUGAGGGUGACUACUCUGGCGGCUACAUGUAUGGUGAAGGAACAUAUAUCGGGCUAAACAACUCGACUUACAAGGGAGGCUGGAAGUUGAAUCUUAAGCAUGGCCGUGGUUUACAGACAUAUCCCAACGGAGACAUAUUUGAAGGUUUUUGGAUGCAGGGAGAAAUACAAGGACAUGGCAGGUAUACUUGGGCGAAUGGGGACACUUAUGUUGGCUCGAUGAAAAAUGGGGUCAUGUCAGGCAAAGGAAUUUUCACAUGGAAGAAUGGAGACUCAUUUGAAGGCAACUGGCUAGAUGGUGUCAUGCAUGGUCAUGGAGUCUAUACAUGGAAGGACUGUGGCUACUAUGAAGGAACCUGGACAAGGGGCGUGAAGGAUGGAAAAGGCACAUUCUAUCCGAAAUGUCGUGAAAUUCUGGUUCCCCAUGAGCUAUAUGUGGAUGCUUUAAGAAAGAGAGGUGCGCUGCCUGGUGUUGGAAUUCAGAAUCAUGGUUCACGUAUCCUUCACUCCUCCUCAUUCGACAUGGCAGAUGUGAUGGCUAGCAGAAAUCAGGACUCUGCAGUUAUUUCAUCAAUUAGAAGCUUGACAUUUGAGAAAACUCGCUCAAAAAAUGUAUCACUGGAAAGACGGUGGAGUCUUGGAGCGGCUAUUGAAAAAUUCAUUGGUCGUGAAACACAUCAAACUGCAAUUCAGAGCUGUGAAAACAAGGCUGCUUCCAACUUCCCUAUACUGGAGAGGGAAUACAUGCAAGGUGUUCUUAUCAGCGAGGUUGUGGUGGAUAGAACCUUCUCAAAUUCAUUCAGAAAAGUAUCACGUUGCCAGAAGAAAAUGGUGGAGGAUAUCAAGAAGCCUGGUCAAACAAUAAUUAAAGGACAUAGGAGCUAUGAUCUAAUGAUCAGCCUGCAGCUUGGAAUCAGGUAUACAGUUGGAAAGAUUACGCCGAUUCAGAGGCGCGAAGUGCGAGCUUCUGAUUAUGGUGCCAGAGCAAGUUUCUGGAUGAACUUCCCUAAAAAUGGAUCACGGCUUACUCCUUCACAUCAUGCUGAUGAUUUUAAAUGGAAAGACUACUGCCCAAUGGUUUUCAGAAAUUUGAGGGAGAUGUUCAAGAUUGAUGCAGCAGACUAUAUGAUUUCCAUUUGUGGAAGCGAUGCACUUAGGGAGUUAUCAUCUCCUGGAAAAAGUGGAAGUGUGUUCUUCCUAUCACAGGAUGAUCGAUUUAUGAUCAAGACUCUACGGAAGUCUGAAGUGCAGGUUCUUCUACGAAUGCUUCCAGAGUAUUAUUACCAUGUCCGUACCUAUGAGAACACACUCAUAACUAAGUUUUUUGGCCUCCACAGGGUUAAACCGUCCAGCGGUCAAAAGUUCCAUUUUGUAGUGAUGGGAAACAUGUUUUGCACCGAACUUAGAAUUCACAGGAGGUUUGACUUGAAAGGUUCGUCCUUAGGCCGUUCAACAGACAAAAUUAAAAUCGAUGAGAACACAACACUGAAAGACUUGGAUCUAAAUUAUUCAUUUUAUGUCGAUCCUUCUUGGCGGGAGACUCUGCUUAAGCAAAUUGAGACUGAUAGCACAUUUUUAAGGAAUCAUGCAAUAAUGGAUUAUAGCUUACUUCUUGGUGUCCAUUAUCGAGCUCCUCAGAACCUGCGGACACAGGCAUCCUUUAAUCCGACAAUCGUACCAGAUAGGCUCACUGUUCUUUCGGAAGAAGGUGCUCUGGAGGAAGACGCUAUGAACUGUUCUGAAGGAUUGGUUUUGGUUCAGCGAGCUAGUAACCAAAAUGAUGUCGUUAUUGGUCCUCAUAUAAGGGGAGCCCGUCUUCGAUCAAGUUCAAGUUUUGAAGAAGUGGAUCUCUUGCUUCCUGGCACCGCAAGGCUCCAGAUCCAGCUAGGGAUUAACAUGCCUGCAAGAGCAGAACAGACCACUAAAGAAGAUGACAGCGACUCAUUUGGUCAGGUGUAUGAUGUGGUGCUCUACCUGGGAAUAAUUGAUAUCUUGCAGGAGUACAACUUAAGGAAGAAGAUUGAGCAUACUUACAAGUCCAUCCAAUAUAACUCAUUGUCAAUAUCUGUCGUGGAACCCAAUAUCUACUCGGAGCGCUUCCUGAAUUUUAUUCGGACGAUAUUUCCUGAGAGCUCAUAAGAUCCAUUAAUUUCUAGUCUUCACGAGCAAAAUGCAAGCAGCUUCAUUUAGCACUUACUGUGGCUAUCUGCCUUUUUUUUUUUGCUACAUCCCUCUUCACUUUCUUCUCUUCCUUGACUCAAGCAUUCACCCUGGGAUUGGUUCUCAGCAUUGGCAUCGGGGUAUCUGAUCAAGGCAAGUUUCAAAGCAUGUUCUAGAAUUGGCUGCUAUAUCCAUCUUCAGAUAUUUAUGAGACAAGGAUAGACAUUUAUUGAAUUGCCUCGAUUCCCGACUGCAGGAAGCAGCCAGAUUUCUCAUUCAACACUGAUGGACCUCAGCGAUUUCUUGGAUUAUUAGUGGAAAACGUGCCUUAAAUUCCACUCGUCACAAUACUAUAUGUACGGUGGAAAUAUUUUGCACAAAUUGUAUAAAGCAUAUGAAUGACGCGAAGGGCUAAGGAAUCCGUAAAGUAUUCUCCCUCUUGGUAAAUUUAGCUUGAAGAUUUGGAAAUAAUAUUACAGUUGAUUCCUGUAAACACGAUAAACUGUCAUAGAGUUUCCUUGUGCAAUUGUUCUCCUUUUUUUCUUUUAA
Messenger RNA from Panicum virgatum (switchgrass), 3412 nucleotides. RefSeq names its product phosphatidylinositol 4-phosphate 5-kinase 9-like. The coding region runs from base 365 to 2842 and encodes 825 amino acids. Gene Ontology annotation, molecular function: ATP binding; 1-phosphatidylinositol-4-phosphate 5-kinase activity. The record is from RefSeq and is a predicted model, not a curated record. Lineage: Eukaryota; Viridiplantae; Streptophyta; Magnoliopsida; Poales; Poaceae. The transcript is spliced from 10 exons. Gene Ontology annotation, biological process: phosphatidylinositol metabolic process.